GGUGCAGCCCCAUUAAGAAACGAUCGACGCACGCGGUCACAUGUUAGCGCGCGCUUAAUACAUGCGUACUUGCCGUGUAUUCCAUUCCGUACGAUUCGUUAACGCGAGGCGUUCGUUACCUCAUCGGUGUCCUCGUGACGAACGAUUAUACGAGUAUCGAACGCCGUAUCGACGACGCAACGUGUUUGGCGGCCAGUGGGGCGGCACGAAGUAGAAAAAGGAAGAGGAGGAGAGAGAAAGGCAGGAACGCGAGAAGAAAAUAUCGUGGCGACGGAUUGGAGUGCGCUUAACGAGCGAGUAACUCUCCUUCCUCGCGAUCAUGGAUAAGGACGACUACGAGAGCCUGCCGACCAAUUCGGUGGCCGUGCACAUGACAGCCGGUGCCGUGGCCGGGAUCAUGGAGCAUUGCAUCAUGUACCCGUUUGACAGCGUCAAGACAAGAAUGCAGGCGUUAAUUCCCGGUCCAGGAGGAGGAACAAAAGUAGGGCAAGUAUUGUACAAAAUGAUGAAACAAGAAGGUAUAUUCAGGCCAAUUAGAGGUGUGAGUGCAGUAGUUGCCGGAGCUGGACCUGCACAUGCUUUAUAUUUUUCUUGUUAUGAGUGUCUUAAAGAAAAAUUCAAGAGUACGAGGUCCCAAUUUAAUCAUCUUGUCUAUGGUGCAGCUGGUUGCGUAGCAACAAUUUUACAUGAUGGUGUCAUGAAUCCAGCAGAAGUUGUAAAACAGCGACUACAGAUGUAUAAGUCUCCCUAUAGAGAUGUAUGGAGUUGUGUACAGCAUGUGUAUCAGAAAGAAGGGAUAUUUGCAUUCUACAGAAGUUACACAACUCAAUUGGCUAUGAAUGUGCCUUUUCAAAGUAUUCAUUUUAUUUCAUAUGAAUUUGUACAAUCCAUUACAAAUCCGGAUCAUGGUUACAAUCCAGUAGCACACAUAGCAUCUGGUGCGGCAGCAGGUGCGAUCGCGGCUGCAGCGACAACUCCUCUAGACGUUUGCAAGACAGUGUUGAAUACUCAGCAAGACGGCGUACAUGCUCAGGGUAUGAUGGAUGCAUUUAGACAAGUCUACAGGCAUGGCGGUAUAAAAGGAUACUUUCGUGGAUUACGCGCACGUGUUUUAUUCCAAGCACCAGCUACUGCCAUUUGUUGGGUGAUAUACGAAUCAUUCAAAUACGUGUUACAUAACAAGCAAAAUGACGAGUACAGUGAUUCCGAGACCGACAGUGGUAUGACUGGAAUUAAUCAAAAUCCGACAUCGAGAUCCAACAGCUUUCAAGGAACAGGUCUGUACUUUAACAACCAUGCUUCAUCACCUGUAUUACUUAAAGUGACUACGAGUUAGAUAUGUAAGACAAAUCACACUAUUGGUCGAUUAAAAAAUAGAGAAAGCUCUUUCACUACCCGAAAAAGUUGAUAAUAGAAAUUUUUUUCUUUAUAAGAAUGUAACAAUGAAUAACAAAGAUAUUUGACAAAGAUAUUUUGUUGAUUGAUAUUUUAAUUUUUACAUCGUUACAGCAGCAUUUUUAUAAACGAAUAAAAGUCGCGAAGAGAAAUAAAUAUGAUGCUAGAAAAAGACAAUAUUGCGCAAAAGCAUUGAAUGUGGGCAUAUAUUAAGUUAAUAUAUGCCAAUAAACUUAUUGAAUGACUGCACAAAAUGAUUACUUCGUACAAUGGCGUUAAUAAUGUAGCUUUUUUAUUUUAUUUCUUGAUUCCUUUGAUUAUAGAAUGAAAAUGAUAAUUUUUAAAAG
Molecule: messenger RNA, 1742 nt
Organism: Camponotus floridanus (Florida carpenter ant)
Lineage: Eukaryota; Metazoa; Arthropoda; Insecta; Hymenoptera; Formicidae
Product: mitoferrin-2
Exons: 5
Coding region: 320-1336 (338 amino acids)
Biological process (GO): iron import into the mitochondrion
Cellular component (GO): mitochondrial membrane
Molecular function (GO): ferrous iron transmembrane transporter activity
Source: RefSeq, a predicted model, not a curated record